CCACAGCCACCAUGUGUCCCCCCUUUUAAAYCUUCUCCUUUUCUUUCUUUUUAUUUUAAAAUAACAAACAGCUUUGGAUAGAUGGACACAACCUGAGCUGCUGUUCAUGUGGAGUGAGCUUUUUUGAAGCUUUUGACUUUCCUAAAAAGAAAACUAUAACUACAAGAAUCAGCAGAACAUUCUUCUUGUCACUGUUAUUCUUAUUUCUUUCUACACGGAUACUUCUCCACAUCUCAGGCUGUGUACGAGAUGGAGAACGGUACUGUGGAAGAUGUGGACGCGCUGUGGGAGAAGUUGGAAUGCAGGCGCUACGAGCUGUGUCGGGUCAUCACCCCAUCAAAGCUCACCCCGUACCUCCGGCAGUGCAAAGUGCUGGAUGAGCAGGACGAGGAUGAGAUUCUCAACUCCCUGCUGCUGAACGCCAAGGUCAACCGCACAAGCCGUCUACUUGACAUCCUGCGCACUAAAGGAAGCCCGGGGUAUGUGGUAUUUUUGGAGAGUUUGGAGUUUUACUACCCAGAACUGUAUAAGUUGAUCACGGGAAAAGAGACAACACGAGGCCUCUCCCCCGUCGUAGCGGAGGAGGGUCAGGAGGGUUUCACUCAGAUUCUCAUGACGGAAGUGAUGAAACUGCGGCAGCACACCAAAGUCAAGAGCCUGCAGAACGCUGAGCUCAGCAGGAAGACCCUCACGCUGGAGGACGAGCGCAAGAAGCUCAGCCUGGCAAAUCAGGAGCUUCAAGCCUUCCAGCAAAGGUACAACAAGCUGAGAGAGGAGAGAAACACCUACAGCGACGAGUUGCUGAGAGUGAAGGAUGAAAACUACAAACUGGCCAUGAGGUACGCCACGCUGAGCGAGGAGAAGAACAUGGCCGUAAUGAGGAGCCGAGACCUGCAGCUCGAGAUCGAUCAGCUGAAGCACAAGUUGAACAAGGUGGAGGAGGAGUGCAGGAUGGAGAGGAGGCAGAGUCUGAAACUGAAGAACGACAUUGAGAAUCGGCCAAAAAGAGAGCAGAUUUUUGAGCUGGAGAGAGAGAACGAAAUGCUCAAGAUCAAACUACAGGAGCUGCAGUCCAUCAUACAGCCUGGCCCCUUACCAGCGUCAGACAAAGCCAUCCUUGAAAUUUUGGAGCACGACAGACAGGAAGCUCUAGAAGACAGACAGGACCUGGUCAACCGCCUCUACAGCCUGCUGGAAGAAGUCAGACAGGCAGAGGAGCUGCGAGACAAGUACUUGGAAGAGAAGGAGGAACUGGAGCUGAAGUCCUCCUCGCUUCAGAAGGACUGCGAAAUGUACCGCAACCGCAUCGACACCAUCACCGCCCAGCUGGAGGAGGUGGAGAAGGAGCGAGACCAGGCGUUUCGAGCCAGAGACGAUGCCCAGCACCAGUUCUCCCAGAGCCUCAUCGACAAAGACAAAUACCGAAAGCAGAUCAGGGAGCUGGAGGAGAAGAGCGACGAACUCCACAUUGAGAUCGUUCGCAAAGAGGCCAAGCUGGUCACUCUCGAGUGUCGCCUUCGAAGGAUGUCCAAAGACAUUCCUCUGGACCAGAGUUUACCGAGGGACCUUCCUCCUCCCAUCAUCUCUCCGGGGCAGGGCCAGGGCCAAUCAGAGUGGUCCAGUGAUGAGUCGCACGAGGAGAAGUUUCAGUCUGAAAAGCCCCGGCUGAAACGCAGACCUAACCUUAAAGCCGUGGGGAUCAGAGCCAAGUCUCCAGUUUCAAACCUUCCAAUAAACUUGGACACCUCCCAGCGAGCAGCUGCGGCUCUCUUCAGUGGUGGAGAUUUUCUGGAUAUUCAGAUGCCAAACGUGAACGGAAACAACAACUCUCUCCCGCCCUCACCCAGCUUUCCGAUGUCCCCGACAUAUCCUCCCUCCUCGGCUCCCAACAUGCUCCCCUCCUCCCCAGCCCCAUCACUGCACACAUACCCCACCUCAGAGCAGCACAGAUCCAGCACGUUUCAGCUGUUUAGCCGUAAAGACAGCAUCCUGUCCAUACUCCCAGAGCCACCAGAGAAAGCAUCACUGUAUCGCAGAGAGAGGGAAAAAGAAGAAGACUUUCAACCCCGCAGCCUCUCAGAUAGCGACAACAUGGAAAUGGAAGGCGAAGAUGGCCCAAACUCUGUGAUCUCCUCCUCUUCCUCCCACCAGUCAGAGGGGAUGGACACUUAUGAUCUGGAGCAAGUCAACAACAUCUUCAGAAAACUCUCUUUGGAAAGGCCGUUCCGCCCGUCCUUGUCAUCCUUCUCCAGAAUCAGUGCCACAGUGAAGCCAAUUAAGGAGCUUUCAUUGCUAGGCGACAACCUCCUGAAGGACAUCACACUGGUUGGUGGCAACGAGAGUGGGAUCUUUAUCUCGUCGGUCCAGUCGGGAUCCAAUGCUGAGAAAGCCGGGCUGCGAGAGGGUCACCAUCUUCUGCUGCUGGAGGGGUGCAUACGAGGGGAAAGCCAAAGCGUUUCAUUGGACACUAGCACUCAGGAAGAGGCCCACUGGACGUUGCAGCACUGCUCUGGACCAGCCAAGCUGCACUUUCGGGCCAACUUUGACGCAUAUCGCCGCCUCCAGAGAGACCUCGCCGAUGGCACUUUAGCGUCGGGUGACUCGUUCUACAUAAGAGUGAAUCUGAACAUCUACGGACAGUCAGACAGCUGCUCUUUAAGCGUGCGCUGCGAUGAGGUGGUGCAUGUGCUGGACACCAGGCAUCAGGGCCGCUGCGAUUGGUUUUGCUCUCGCGUGGAUCCUUACAGUGGGUCUGACCUUCCUGAACGAGGCACCAUACCCAGCAACUCACGAGCACAGCAGCUGCUUCUGGUAAAAAUUCAGAAGUUAGUGUGUCGAGGUGGCAAAGAAGACAAUGAAAUCCUCCGCAACAGCAGGAACAAUUUACAGCCAGAAGAAACUGGCUUCUCUCCCGAUCCCAAAGCAAGUCCACGUCUGUCCAGAGCUAGCAUCUUCCUUAGUCAGAUAUUGCAGUUUGUCAGCAGGGUGGAUAUCAAGUACAAGCGAAUGAACAGCAACGAACGAGUGAGAAUCAUCAACUCUGGCAGCACAACACUACCGAGACAAAGCUUUGAGAUGCUGAAACAAGAAGACAAUGCUGACCAGGACAAUGAUCUGAGCAGAGGUUUGAACCUGAUCCCAUACAGUCCUGUUACCCCUCAGCGGACCCAGAGACGAAGACCGGUUCUGUUCACGCCUACCGCUUUGGCCAAAACCAUUAUCCAGAAGAUCCUGAACAUGGGCGCAGCAAUGGACUUCAACAUCUGCAAACCAGAUACCCUGUCCAAAGAGGAGUUUCAUCUGAAACAGAACAUGGAGCACUUCAUUCACUACAAAGAGAAACAGGCCACAUUUGAAUGCAUCACCCAGGAAAACAUUGAGGCUGUCGCUGCCAAGGGGAAACACUGCCUGCUGGAGGCUGAGCUGAGCUGCGUCAAGGACCUUCUGCGGAGAGAUAUCUACCCCAUCAUCAUUCACGUCAAGAUCUGUGACAAAAAUGUCAAGAAGUUAAGGAAGUUGCCUCUGCGUGUGGAGUCAGAGGAGGAGUUUGUGAAGUUGUGUCGUGCCAAAGAGAAGGAGCUGGAGGGCAUCCCAUGUCUUUACACCACCCUGGAGCCCGAGUCCUGGACAGGGACGGAAGACCUGAUCAGGGUCAUCAAAGACAGAAUACUGGAUGAGCAGAGGAAGACCGUUUGGGUUGAGCAGGACCUCCUGUAGACCCACAACAGUCUGCACUAUGACACACAUGUGUAGCUAAAUACAGCAAAACCACACGUUUUUUGUACAACUAACUUUCAUUUUAUAUUUAUUGUCUGAUUCAUAAAUGCAUUUGUGGACAAUGGAAAUCUUUGACUCGGGCAAGCAUCAUGUAUUUGUUUGAGUGUGCCUUUAAUUAAAAAAAAAUAAACAGAAUGAUACUGUCUAAAA
Austrofundulus limnaeus is the source of this 3927-nucleotide messenger RNA. It is a transcript of the gene card11, whose product is annotated as caspase recruitment domain family, member 11. The record is from RefSeq and is a predicted model, not a curated record. Gene Ontology annotation, cellular component: cytoplasm. Bases 250 to 3717 code for a protein of 1155 amino acids. Gene Ontology annotation, biological process: regulation of apoptotic process. The transcript is spliced from 25 exons. NCBI's taxonomy places the organism in Eukaryota, Metazoa, Chordata, Actinopteri, Cyprinodontiformes, Rivulidae. Gene Ontology annotation, molecular function: CARD domain binding.